AUGUCGGACGGACUCAAUCAAGCCCGCGCGAUGCGAGUUGCGGAGAUCAUCAACGAUUAUCGUACUCUUCUGCUACACAUCCCCCAACAGAACGUUGAUGCAUCCCAAGACGAGUACUGGGAGGAGGGCUUUGUCGUGCUCCGCGAGUGCCUAGCCUCUGCUCAGAGCUUAAUGUCUGCCAACUAUCAAUCCUGUCCGGUGACAGGGCAAGGCAACGUCGAGACAGAAAAGGCCGAGCUCCAAAGAGUUAUCCUUGACAGUGCCGCACGCCGAUAUCAGGCGCACAAAAUUUACUUGCGAGCCGCCGCGGCCCGGCGAUGGGCCAUGACCCGCGCCAGCAUCUUGCGAGGCCAAAAAGCAACAGCCCAGCAUACCGCAGCUCUAAAGAGCGCUACGACUACACUUCACCAAGACCUGGCUCGCAUUACAGACACUUACGCUGUCUCUGAUCUCCGAGCCGCUGACAUGCGGGCAGGUCACUGGCUUGACGACGACCCGUCUUUGGACGCUAUCCGCCGUUGGGUCGGGACCCGGUAA
This is a messenger RNA of Penicillium salamii, 537 nucleotides long. Lineage: Eukaryota; Fungi; Ascomycota; Eurotiomycetes; Eurotiales; Aspergillaceae. The record is from the annotation of a GenBank genome assembly.